Messenger RNA from Xyrichtys novacula (pearly razorfish), 1349 nucleotides. Lineage: Eukaryota; Metazoa; Chordata; Actinopteri; Labriformes; Labridae. The record is from the annotation of a GenBank genome assembly.
GAGAGAUAGUAAGAGUAUUGCACUGGGGAGUAUCUGCCAAGAGAGUGCAAUACAUUUUCAGCUCAUUAAGCUGGAUAAACAAAGGUCUUACUGCAGGAGAUGCUGAGGGUCAUGGACACUACCUGGAAAACAACAAAAAGUAUGUGUUUUUCAAUUUGAAUUGUAAGUUUUAUUGUAAUUAUCUUUACAUGUAUUGUAUUUCUUAAUGUCUCGUUGACCAAUUACAAUAUUUAUUUUCUCUGUAAAACUUCACCCGUACAACCCCUGAAACCUGUAAAGGUUCAAAGCAGCAUCAUUAUAAGGUUAUUUCUCUUACUAGAGGCUUCAUAUGCUGAUGCAGAUUACUGUUACAACCUUUUUUUUUGUGCAUAUUAUCAGGAUCAAUAUCUCUAGAGGGGCGGUUGAGGAGAAUUAAUGGGAUGCCAACAAAUUCACUAAAAAACGCCCACAGCCUGCCUCAGCGCACCCUUUGUCUGGCUGUAAAUUGAUGAGGAAGACCAGAUGCGUGUCAGAGGCUGAACAAAAUGGGUAAUGCCAUGCGAGGCAUCAUAGCCUUUAUACCCUCAGAGCGGUGCCAACGCUUCUUGGUGGGGGACCUGAGGGAGAUGCCACUGGAUCGGACCCUGGACCUGAGCAGUCGGCAGCUGCGCCGACUGCCUCUUGCUGCCUGUGUCUUUGAUGAACUGGUGAAGCUAUACCUGAGUGACAACAAUCUCAGCAGCUUACCGGCUGAACUGCAGGGCCUGAAGAAGCUGCAGCUCCUCGCUCUUGACUUUAACUGCUUUGAGGAGCUCCCUGCAUCUGUUUGCAGAUUACCCCAGCUCAGCAUCCUUUACCUGGGCAACAACAGGCUUUACAGCCUCCCCAGAGAGCUGGGAGAGCUGAAGGAUCUUAAUACCCUGUGGCUGGAGAUGAACUGCUUCACUGUUUUCCCCAAAGUGGUCUGUGAUCUCCCUAAUCUCAAGACUCUGCACCUGGGUUACAAUCAGAUACAGAGUUUACCUGGAGAGCUGGGACAACUGGAGGAGCUAAGGAGUAUCUGGCUCGCUGGGAACCAGCUGGCUGAGUUUCCCCCAGUGUUGCUUGAUAUGCACUUCCUGGCCGUUAUCGAUGUGGAUCGGAACAAAAUCCGCCGCUUCCCGAGCCUGUGCCACAUGCAGGGACUGAAACUUGUCAUCUAUGACCAUAACCCCUGCGUUAACGCCCCUGUAGUGGGUGAGGGAGUCAGAAGAGUUGGGCGCUGGGCGGACUGUUCAGAUGAAGAACAGGAAGAUGAGGGGUCAAAAGCAGCAAGUGAGACAACAGCAGAGGUCACAGAAGUUCACCCAGAGGAGGAGCACAACAUUUAG